AUGAGUGCCGUAGAGCUUCAACACCAAGUGCCUCCUGGCCCUGCCAGCACAGUUGACCGGCCGUUACCACAUCCCCGGUACCAAUCUCUGGGGAAUUCGGGUGGACGGCUGCCGGAACAAAUUGUAUCGGGUCUCACAACCUACUGGAUGGCGUCUUCUGAAGUCGACCAGAAGUUCCUUGGCAGGCUAGCCAGAGCUGUGGAACAAGACAACCCGCUGCUCUCCUCUAUGCUCUUCAAGAUUCUCGGCCUCUCACUCAAUCUGGCCGAGCAACUCGUUGCUGCUAAGAAGCAGCGCAAACCCACGCCAGUCACAUCACCACUUUUUCUUCGGCGCAUUCUGCACAUUCUUUGGCUCUCGCGCGAGGGUCUAGUUAUGCUGCAGCAGUAUGUCAUUCCCAUGGUUGGCAACUACGUCGAACUCAAGGUCCUAGCAUACAAGCUUCGCGCGAGUUUCCAUCACAUAUUCGUCCUAUUUCAUAACUCGCCACCUGUAUCGACCAUCGGUAGCUGGACCCCAGAUGCGAUAUCUGCUGCAUUUGCGCCGAUCUACAAGGACGGCCACGGCCUACUUGGUGUCGAUGGCGAUCCUAUAUCUCGGUCCUCAUCCGUCCAGCCGACGCAUGCCUUGGAAGGCGGACCUGUUGGGCCACCGCCUGGCUUUGAGACGCAAGUUGCACUCCUGCCCCCGUCUUUCUUGCUACCCGAAAAGGAUUAUCUGCCUACAGCGCACCAAUACUUCCAAGAAGCGAUGGACUUGGCCGACAACUUACUCUGGGGGUCACAUUCGUUGCGACUCUCAGUCAAAACCGAAUAUUCCGCCUUUCUUUACGAAUGCGUUCAUGACGCCGAAUCGAGCCGAGAACUUGCCAAGAAGACUGUUGCUGAGGUCUACGACGCGACAGAGGGUAUGGACGACGACAUGUUUCGAGACGCCUGUGAGCUGGUCACGGUGCUCGGCAAGAUGAUGAAGCGAGGCCUGGGCACCACCAGCUCCGUUGCCAAAGGAAAACGCGUUGAGGUAAUACCUUCCGCACCUCCAAUUGCGAAACCGCCUCCCGGAAUGGAGAAUGCCAUAUGA
Messenger RNA from Akanthomyces muscarius, 1080 nucleotides. RefSeq lists its product as uncharacterized. The record is from RefSeq and is a predicted model, not a curated record. Gene Ontology annotation, cellular component: cytoplasm. The transcript has 2 exons. Bases 1 to 1080 code for a protein of 359 amino acids. Gene Ontology annotation, biological process: signal transduction. NCBI's taxonomy places the organism in Eukaryota, Fungi, Ascomycota, Sordariomycetes, Hypocreales, Cordycipitaceae.